Telopea speciosissima is the source of this 1074-nucleotide messenger RNA. RefSeq lists its product as uncharacterized. The record is from RefSeq and is a predicted model, not a curated record. NCBI's taxonomy places the organism in Eukaryota, Viridiplantae, Streptophyta, Magnoliopsida, Proteales, Proteaceae. The transcript has 5 exons. Bases 41 to 436 code for a protein of 131 amino acids.
GUUUUUUGGGUAUCUGAGGAACCAAAGACCAGAAAACAAAAUGUUUAUUUUAGUGGAUCCUUCUUUGAUGCUUAUGGUGAGGAAGAGCCUUUAUAACUUGAAGGGAAUGCUUUUGAAAGUGGUACAUGCGGAAAUGGAGGGUAAUUUAAUCUACCUGGUGAAGCUGGAAAUGUCACAAAUGAACAGGAUUGUGUGUUUGAGCUUCCAACAGGAAGCACUGCUCUUUCAGCACAGAUGGGUGACGCAAAUAUUGUUAUGGUGCCACUGUCCAAAUGCUGAAGAAGUCCAUCAGAGCUUUUGGACACUUCUGGGGAAUUCAACCUCGAAGAUAAAGCUCAAUCCAGAUCAAAAAGACAUGGCACAGAUGAAGGUGGAGCAGAUCAAGUCAUCAGUAAACCUUACAUUCCACUUGUUUCAGGCAGUGAUAAGCAGCUGAAACCACUUGCCCAAGAAUGCAAUAAGAAACACUUGGAAACUCAUCCUGCUAAAUCUGUUGCCACUCCAGCUGAGGUAACCAAUUUAGAAGAUAUUAUAUCAUUGGUAUGUCAUUUAGAUCACCAGGAAUCAGCAGAUGGUGUACCUAAAGUAGCUAAUGAUGCUUUGGAUCAUAGGGAAAAUGACAUCGACAUAGGGUCCACCUUGGAAUCAGAUACAGGGGAUGAACUCAUAUUUGUCUGAUUUAUCCUCCAGCUUCCAGAAGUGCUUCCAGUCUAUAAAUCAUACCAAGAACAAUGUCCAAAGCUCUCACAAAUCUGAGGGUUUGCAGUUGAAGCCAUUUGUUUAUGCGGCGGCAAGGGAACAGGUGAAAUUUGGAGAGGACAAGGAGGCAUAGGGAGAAAGGGAGAGAGAGUAAUUAAGGCUUUAGAGUUCUAGUUGGCUCAAAGGAAGGUUGCAAAAGUUCAGUUGUCAAUAAUAAGGGCCCUAUAGAUGAGGGAGCUAAAGGUUUUCAGCAACCUAGAUGACGCCAGGCUUUCCCAGUCACAGGGAAUCGAAGUGCAACUUUCUUUUGAUCUUGGAGGUGGUGUAUGCUCUCUUCUUGUUCUUUUAUCUUGAUUAAACUUGGAAAAAGAAAAU